This is a messenger RNA of Solanum dulcamara, 1336 nucleotides long. Its product is annotated as bifunctional L-3-cyanoalanine synthase/cysteine synthase 2, mitochondrial. The record is from RefSeq and is a predicted model, not a curated record. The coding region runs from base 126 to 1208 and encodes 360 amino acids. Gene Ontology annotation, molecular function: cysteine synthase activity. The transcript is spliced from 10 exons. Gene Ontology annotation, cellular component: cytoplasm. Lineage: Eukaryota; Viridiplantae; Streptophyta; Magnoliopsida; Solanales; Solanaceae.
AGUCCAAAACUUUUUCGUUAAAAAAAGUGUCUUAUCUUUCUUUUCAACUGUGAGGUACACAAAAAAAGAAUCUCAAACUGCAUAGAGAGUACCCUUUUUGUGUAAAUAAUUUUGAGAAUUCAUCAAUGGCAACUUUAAGCAGCUUCUUGAAGAAAAGAUCAUUAUGCAAUAAUAAUUAUAAUAAUGUUGAUUUGAUCAGAGCAGCUAGCAACAGAUUGUUCUCUACAGAAUUUCCUCAUACUAACAUCAAGUCUCAAGUUUCUCAAUUAAUUGGGAAAACGCCAAUGGUUUAUCUUAACAAAGUGACAGAAGGAUGUGGAGCAUAUAUAGCUGUGAAACAAGAAAUGUUUCAACCAACUUCUAGCAUCAAAGACAGACCAGCAUUGGCAAUGAUCAAUGAUGCAGAAAAGAAAGGCUUCAUAUCACCUGAAAAGACGACGUUGAUUGAGCCAACAUCAGGAAAUAUGGGGAUCAGUAUGGCAUUUAUGGCAGCAAUGAAAGGCUACAAAAUGGUUUUGACAAUGCCUUCGUACACGAGCAUGGAGAGGAGAGUGACAAUGAGAGCAUUUGGAGCCGAUUUAAUCCUCACCGAUCCAACUAAAGGAAUGGGAGGGACUGUUAAGAAGGCUUAUGAACUUUUGGAAUCUACAUCUAAUGCUUUCAUGCUUCAACAAUUUUCCAACCCUGCAAACACUCAGGUUCAUUUUGAGACAACUGGCCCUGAAAUAUGGGAAGAAACUUUGGGUAAUGUUGACAUAUUUGUCAUGGGAAUAGGAAGUGGAGGCACUGUUACUGGUGUUGGACAGUAUCUUAAAUCCAAAAAUCCUAAUGUCAAGAUAUAUGGACUCGAGCCAACUGAAAGCAAUAUACUGAAUGGUGGAAAACCAGGUCCUCAUCACAUAACAGGAAAUGGGGUCGGAUUCAAGCCAGAUAUCCUUGACAUGGAUCUAAUGGAGGAAGUACUAAUGGUUUCUAGCGAAGACGCAGUAAACAUGGCUAGGGAGUUGGCUGUGAAGGAAGGGCUCAUGGUUGGGAUAUCAUCGGGAGCUAAUACAGUAGCAGCUCUUAGACUUGCUCAAAAACCAGAAAACAAAGGCAAACUCAUAGUGACUGUACAUGCAAGUUUUGGAGAGAGGUACUUAUCAUCUGUGUUGUAUCAAGAUCUGAGGAAAGAAGCUGAGAACAUGCAACCUGUUUCAGUCGAUUAAAUAUCGAAAACUCUGCAAGAAAAAUGUAAUGUUCUGAAUGUCUGUCUAGUGUUGGAUGAUUACCUUUAUGAAUUUUGUUGUUGCUAUAUCUUACCAGCAAGUUAAUUUAUUGUUAGUUUUGAUAUGAA